AAAUUUACACAAUAUUAUCAUUCAUUAUGAUUGUGAUGACAACAAUUGCUACAAUAGUUUUGACGGCCGGUCUAUUACAAGCUCAGACAGUUCCCGAUUGGAUUGAUCACAAUAUAGAAACACUAAGACUUGUACAGAUAGUGCACAGACAUGGAGAACGGACAGCACUUAAGGACUCGUUUCCCACUACUGACCCGUUUCGGGACUCAAAGUACUGGCCCGAAGGUUACGGUGCGUUGACCAAUGCAGGCAAAUAUCGGAUGUAUAAAAUUGGCGAAUAUUUACGGCAAUGGUAUGACCUGUAUUUGGGUGACGACUAUUCACCCCGCGAAGUGUAUGCCCGGAGUUCGAUAGAGCACAGGUGUAUCGAAAGUGUACAGUGUUUGUUGGCCGGUCUCUAUCCAGAAACCCGUGGCAUAUGGAACUGGGCUCAAACGGGUAAUCCAGUAUUGGCCAAAAUGUGGCUACCGUUUCCUAUCGAGACAUUUAUGCCCAAAGAUGACGACACACUACUUGUUCCUCAUAAGAAGUGUCCGAAGGCGACAAAAGAACAUCAAAUUAUCAGCGAUUCCGAGGAUGUGAUGAAAAUAUUUACGGAUUACAACUCAAAUACAAUCAGUCAGUAUCUGAAGAUAUUGUUCAACGAAUCGAUAACAAGUCUCUAUAGAGGACAACAAUUUUACGAUACACUCAAUAUUGAAUGGGAAAGGGAUCGCAUUUGGCCUAACUUUACCACAACUGAUGCGCCAUAUAAUCAAACGCAGGUUCUGGAUGUGUUGCGUGUGUUUUCAGUAGGAAGUUAUGUCUAUGAUUGGAACCGGGAGUUUAUAUUGAGAAUUAGGAUCGGAAAUCUCAUUCAGACGCUCAUCAAUAACAUGAAACUCGUAAUCGAUAGCAAACAUAACGAGAGUAGUGUUAAAAAACCAUUUAAAUUGUAUGUGUAUUCAACUCACGACACGAUAGUCGUACCUCUCUUACAAUUACUAAAUCUAUAUAACAAUAUGAUACCGGCCUACGGUGCAUCCAUUAUAUUUGAAUUACAUGAGCGACCUAACAGUGCACAGGUAGCCGACAAAUACUUUGUCGACAUUUACUAUUUUAACGACACACUUAACCGUAUACCAUAUAAACUGAAUUUGGGAAAACCGUUUGAAACUUUUGAAUCACAAAAUACCAAAUGGUUUUACGAGGAUUUUAAUAAACUAUGCGGUAUUGAUGAUGACAAUAGUGAGGCCAAUAAAAAUGUUGUUUUGGGUCAAAUGUUAUUUAUGGUGGUCGGCAUAGCUAUUGGCGUUGCAUUACUGGGMAUCAAUAUACUGGUCAUCAGAUUCAUGAGGAGUCACUGAAAUUGAAU
Messenger RNA from Oppia nitens, 1354 nucleotides. RefSeq names its product prostatic acid phosphatase-like. The coding region runs from base 27 to 1346 and encodes 439 amino acids. The record is from RefSeq and is a predicted model, not a curated record. Gene Ontology annotation, molecular function: phosphatase activity. NCBI's taxonomy places the organism in Eukaryota, Metazoa, Arthropoda, Arachnida, Sarcoptiformes, Oppiidae. Gene Ontology annotation, biological process: dephosphorylation. The transcript has a single exon.